GCAAACUGCAGCCCGCCAUUGUGUAGAAACCAGGCUCUGUAGAGAGAUAGGGGCGCUUGGCUGAAACUCUUCAAUAGCUAGACAAAUUCUACACCCUGCCGCUUUUAUUUAGGAGUAAAUACAGUUACACAGGCGCCGGGGGGGAAAGACAUGUCAGCCAGCAGCCUUCUUGAACAGAGACCGAAAGGCCAAGCUAAUAAAGUGCAAAACGGAGCUGUGACCCAAAAGGAUACUUUGAAUGACGAUGAGUUUGAGCCUUACCUGAAUACUCAGGCCAGACAGAGCAAUGCCUAUACGGCCAUGUCGGACUCGUACAUGCCCAGCUACUACAGCCCCUCCAUAGGAUUUUCCUACUCCCUAAAUGAGGCAGCAUGGUCCACGGGUGGGGACCCUCCUAUGCCUUACCUGGCCUCCUAUGGACAGCUGAGCAAUGGGGAGCCCCACUACCUCCCGGACGCUAUGUUUGGCCAGCCUGGCCCCCUGGGGAGCAACCCUUUCCUGGGCCAGCACGGCUUCAACUUCUUCCCUAGUGGUAUCGACUUCUCGGCUUGGGGCAAUAGCAGCUCUCAGGGACAGUCGGGGACACCACAGAGCUCUGGCUACAGCAGCAGCUAUGCCUAUGCUCCCAGCUCCCUUGGGGGUGCAAUGAUCGAUGGACAGUCCCCAUUUGCACCUGCUGCCAAUGAGCCACUCAACAAGGCACCUGGUAUGAACAGCCUUGACCAAGGCAUGGCAGGGCUUAAGAUCAGCGGUGCUGCUCCCGGUGGUAAUGGGGACAUGGCUCCUAAGGUGGUUGGCUCUGGCUUGCCUGGUGGGGGUCCCCUUGGCCCUGUAUCAUCUGUAGGACCUCCCAGCAUGCCUCCUGUCUCAAUUGCCCCUGCCAAGCCCGCCUCCUGGGCCGACAUUGCCAGCAAGCCAGCCAAGCCUCAACCCAAGCUGAAAACCAAGGGUGGCAUGGCCGGUGCCAAUUUGCCUCCUCCGCCCAUUAAACACAACAUGGACAUCGGCACUUGGGACAACAAGGGUACCAUGCCUAAAGCUGCCACCCCUCAGCAGGUGCCCCCUAUUCCCAGCAAUGGGCAGCCGCCCAAUCAGGCCUCCCCACAGCCUGGAGCUACUGCUGCAGGGAACCCACAAAUGCCCCUCAGCAAUGGACAGCUGGUACCGCCCGUUUCCCAGAUGGGGCAGCAUCAGCUUCCUCCCAGUGGGCAGCCAGGUAUGGCUCCAAUGCCCCAGCCUCCCCUCUCCCAGGGUCCUCCUCCUCCCCAAAGCCAACAGCAGCAACCUUCUCAGCCUACUCGUUGGGUCCCUCCACGGAACCGGGCUAAUGGUUUUGGGGAUGCCAGUGGGAGUGGUACAGGCCAGUCGCCUCCUACCUCUUCUGGUGUGGGUGUUGUUCCCGGGGUCCCCUCUGAGCCUCACCCAGUCUUAGAGAAGUUGCGAAUGGUCAACAAUUAUAACCCCAAGGACUUUGACUGGAAUCCCAAGCAGGGGCGGGUGUUUAUCAUCAAGAGCUACUCCGAGGAUGACAUCCACCGCUCCAUCAAGUACAACAUCUGGUGCAGCACGGAGCAUGGCAACAAGAGGCUUGACACGGCCUAUCGUUCAUUGGGUGGCAAAGGGCCACUUUACCUUCUGUUCAGUGUCAAUGGGAGUGGUCACUUCUGUGGUGUAGCAGAGAUGCGCUCACCCGUGGACUACAACACGUCUGCAGGCGUGUGGUCACAGGACAAGUGGAAGGGUCGUUUUGAUGUGCGCUGGAUCUUUGUGAAGGACGUUCCCAACAGUCAGCUGAGGCACAUUCGACUCGAGAACAACGAAAACAAGCCAGUGACCAACUCUCGGGACACACAGGAGGUACCACUGGACAAGGCCAGGCAGGUGCUAAAGAUCAUCGCUGGAUAUAAGCACACCACUUCAAUCUUCGAUGACUUUUCUCACUACGAGAAGCGUCAGGAGGAGGAAGAGUGUGUGAAAAAGGUGGAGGUCCAAGGCAGUGAGCCAUAUCCCAGCAACCCAAGCAACAGGACUCAUUACAGGCUUCAGGAGCGCCAAGGACGAGUCAAGUAACAGUCAGUGCUUUGGUCAAAAGACUGCAAUGGCCCCCCUCAAGCCCUGUCCACCCCAUUACAUCAUUAAAUCCAGAUCUCUUAAGAAAUUCUAAUAGGGGUGAAGAAUUAACCAAGGACAAAAAAACUAAAUGAAGACUUUCUUGAUUUCUUUUGACUUUAAAGACUUACUUCGAACUUGUAGUAAAAAGAAAAGGAAACGAUUAUUCAUAGGACUACAACUAAAUGCAUAGCAUCCUUAGGUGAAAUCUUUUUUGCCCCACCCCAUUCCACUACAUAUGCUUUUUCCCCCUGUAUGCUGCUUUUUCCUUUUUUCCUUUUUUUUUUUUUUUUUUUUUUUUUUUUUUAAAUGAAAGGAUCCUCUGUUUUUAUGGUUCAAGAGCAAGUCUUUAAUUCUCUCACAAACACACAAAUCCAAUAGAAAUUUGUAGUGUUGGCUUAUAAUAGUGUCCCAAAGUCAAGAAUGGGCAGUUUGUCUCAUUUUCUUUG
Messenger RNA from Seriola dumerili (greater amberjack), 2558 nucleotides. It is a transcript of the gene ythdf2, whose product is annotated as YTH N6-methyladenosine RNA binding protein 2. The coding region runs from base 151 to 2070 and encodes 639 amino acids. Gene Ontology annotation, cellular component: cytoplasm. Lineage: Eukaryota; Metazoa; Chordata; Actinopteri; Carangiformes; Carangidae. Gene Ontology annotation, biological process: mRNA destabilization. Gene Ontology annotation, molecular function: N6-methyladenosine-containing RNA reader activity; mRNA binding. The record is from RefSeq and is a predicted model, not a curated record. The transcript has 6 exons.